AAAAUUCUACAGUGGCUGUUUGCAAGGGGGGAGGAGGCUACAGCAACUGCCAUCCUGGAUAUACUUAUACGAGAAGGAAAAGGGGGAGCAUCCUCAAUGCCUCUCAUGUAUAAAAGAACUAACAGAGUGGGGUGGCCAGAUGCUUGUGUGGCCCAAGGAGCCAGAGAUAGCAGAUUAUGGACAAAAGAACUACAACCCAGGGCAAGAAGAGAAAAAGUAUGCAGUUAUUUGUGUCUUCUUGCUCUCUGGUGUUUAAUUCCAAUGGACAGAGUCCAUUCUGUGAAGCAGCAGGCUCUGAAAAGAAGACCCCUGAGGCUGGAAGUAACAUCAAGGAUUGUUCCAGAAACAAUGCCUGUAUUGAAAAGAAAAAAUGGAGAGCAGAAGAAGGAUACAAAUUCAACCUGGUUCAGUCCAAUUCAGCCCAAGGAAGAUAGGAUUCAAGGAGAAGAAACCACAAGAGCCGAGGACCACAUCAUUCCCUGCAAGGUACACUCAAGAACUUCACCGUACUCUUUAACCAAGUUACCAAAGGAGCUGCUUAAUCCCUUCCUGUGGUCCUUAAUUUAACCAGUCAGAACAACUGUAAUUGUUUAACCAAGAUGUCUCUUUCCUUCCUCUCUAAGGAUAUUAACUGUAUUUGUAUAUAAUGUCACAAAAUAUUAUAUAGGAAACAUAAAUUGCUAUCAAUUAAUGAACAUCUCUAAGAAACUGGGAUCAUUACCCUAAGAGCCUGGGGAAAGUAAGACUAUCCCAUCUGUCUUGGAGGAUUUUACCUCCCCAGCGCUCAGCCACUGAGGUGGUAUUUUAGCUCUCUUACACUCUCCAUCCAUCUUUCUGGGAAUCUGACCUCCUUAUUGGCUGUUUUGUACCUUUAAACUGCCUGCAUUGUGACAUCAUUCUCCCACCAAACCUACCACCACCUGGUAGAAUCUUGGGGUUUCCAUGGAGUUGUCAGUAAAUAAAUUUGGAUCAUCGCAAGUGACCAGUGACCAGUGACCAGUGUGACCAGUGACUUUCAUACUGGACACAUGCACUCUUUGGUUUCAGCCACUCAGACAUCCUCCAGUGUCGCCUCCUCAUCCCUUGUAUCUGCAGUCGAUGUUUCCUCUUCUUUAACAAUGUCAGAAAAUUUCCAAAAUCUACCUUUACUUGGAACAACAAAUUCUCUGCAGCUCUCUCUUCCUGUGGUGAGCAAUGCAGCUUCCCUAACAGGAAGUGCCUGCAACUUCUCCAGAGUCUCUACUCCAGCCGUCAGCUCGGCAUGGCUUCUACCAUCAGCCUCAUGUGCCUCUUUUCAGCCACUCAUGGGUAGUGCCUACCUUUACCAACAUUCUAGUACAAGUAUGUUGUCUGGAGUUUCUGGUCAGAGCCAGAUUUCCACCUCAACGGCUUCAUAUCCAAGUGUUUUUGAGUGGGAUAUCACAGGAAGCACUGAAAAGUGCUCAUCUUCACUUGGGGACUUCACCGUGACUGUCAUUGACCAGGACACCUCUGUUUCUUCCAUGUCAAUGGCAGCCCAGUAUGAUAAAACUUCAGAUGCCAGUAAUGUAGUCCCUCUGUAUCCAUCAUUUUCUGCCAGCCUUGUUCAGGGAACACCAUCUCAGAUUCCAAAUCAGGGACAUGGCCUGCCACUCCCCUAUCAGGAGGGAAGCCAGGUAUAUUACUAUAAUCAAGGCACACUGGGGCCUCUCCUCUCUGGAGAACUUGGCCCUUGCCUACAAUCCUAUGGCUCAGUGUCAUACACAGGAAGUAGAGGUUCCGCACCUCAACCAGAGAUGGUGAUGGUCCUAAAGGAGGUUCAGCCCACAAAUAUUCUACCAUCAGCCUCUACCUCUGGAAUGUACUACUCUGUGUCUGCUCAACCCACCACAGAAACGAGUUUUCAAGAACUUUUGGACCUGAUGACUGACCAUGGAGAUGUGAGCCUCCCACCCGAAGACCGGGUGAGGGCUCUCUCCCUCAUGGGUAGUGCGGUGGAGGUAAACGAAGAUAUUCCACCCCGUCGGUACUUCCGCUCUGGGAUGGAGAUCAUCCGCAUGGCAUCCAUUUACUCCGAGGAAGGCAACAUUGAACAUGCCUUCAUCCUCUAUAACAAGUAUAUCACGCUCUUUAUUGAGAAACUACCAAAGCAUCGAGAUUACAAAUCCGCUGUCAUUCCAGAAAAGAAAGACACAGUAAAGAAAUUAAAGGAGAUUGCAUUUCCCAAAGCAGAAGAGCUAAAGGCAGAACUGUUAAAACGAUAUACCAAAGAAUAUGCAGAAUAUAAUGAAGAAAAGAAGAAGGAAGCAGAAGAAUUUGCCCGGAACAUGGCCAUCCAACAGGAGCUGGAAAAGGAAAAACAGAGGAUAGCCCAACAAAAGCAGCAGCAGUUGGAGCAGGAACAGUUCCAUGCCUUCGAGGAGAUGAUUAGGAACCAGGAGCUAGAAAAAGAGCGACUGAAAAUUGUACAGGAGUUUGGGAAGGUGGAUCCUGGCCUAGGUGGCCCACUGGUGCCUGACUUGGAGAAACCCUCCCCAGAGGCAUUCCCCAUGGUACAUGCCUCAUCCAUACAGCCUUCAGAUAAUAAUACAACUGUAAGGCCUGUCAAGCCACCUGUGGUGGACAGGUCCUUGAAACCUGGAGCAUUGAGCAACUCAGAAAGUAUUCCUACAAUUGAUGGGCUGCGUCACGUGGUUGUACCUGAAAGGCUCUGCCCUCAGUUUCUCCAGUUAGCCAGUGCCAACACUGCCCGGGGAGUGGAGACCUGUGGAAUUCUCUGUGGAAAACUGAUGAGGAAUGAAUUUACCAUUACCCACGUUCUCGUCCCCAAGCAAAGUGCUGGAUCUGACUAUUGCAACACCGAAAAUGAAGAAGAACUUUUUCUCAUACAGGAUCAGCAGGGCCUCAUCACAUUGGGUUGGAUUCAUACUCAUCCCACUCAGACUGCCUUUCUCUCCAGUGUUGACCUGCACACUCACUGCUCCUACCAGAUGAUGUUGCCAGAGUCUAUAGCUAUUGUUUGCUCCCCCAAGUUCCAGGAAACUGGGUUCUUUAAACUAACUGACCAUGGACUAGAGGAGAUUUCUUCCUGUCGCCAGAAAGGAUUUCAUCCACACAGCAAGGAUCCACCUCUGUUCUGUAGCUGCAGCCACGUGACUGUCGUGGAAAGAGCAGUGACCAUCACAGACCUCCGAUGAGAGUUUGACUCCAAGAACUAUAAAACCGUAUCAGUGUACUGUAGCCCCUUAAUUUAAAUAUUCCAAAAAGCUCUGGAAACUUUUUUACACAGACUAGAAAGUGAGUAUCACCUUGCGGGGAGAACUGAUUUUUCUGUUUCUGGUUUGAAAAGUAAUAAUUGAAUAUAUUUUUAGGCAAGUCUCAAAAAUAGCAUCAUCACACUACAGUAACUUUUUAGUGUGCCUAUGAUUAAGAAAUAAGUUGAAAGAAUGGUAUAAGUGAACACUCAUAUACCCUCCAUGCUAGAAUCACCAGUUGUUAAUGUGUUUUUCCUCUCGCUGUCCUUCUAAUUUUUCUCCCAACUUGUUUGUGUACCUUUGGACUAAUUAAGGGCAUCUAUGCAGAACUUUGGAAGCCAUUUAGAAAAUCUUUGGGUUUUCCCAUGGUUGAUGGCAAUAUUAAUGAAGCUUAUUACAAGGGUGAGGAACACAUAUCUGACUAGAAGAUGGCAGUUGAAAACCCUGAAGAAUGAUCUUGUCAGGAAUUAUUGUUACUUAACAAAUAUUUCAGGAUAUUUUUUUCCACCACAAUAAAAUUUAAAAUAACGUGUGUGUGUAUGUGUGUGUGUGUAAGUGUGCACACGCGUGCGUGCAUGCGCUCUAGAAUCAUCUCUUAGAGCAAGAAUUGUCUAAACAGGCUAACUGAAAGGCCUGGUUGUUUGGAGAAAGGUGAGGAUAUAAUGGAACUGGAGAUGUACUGACAUUGAACUAUGUCCCAGUUCACUUUUAAUCGUCUAAUGUUUUUUGUCUGCCUGUUGCUGUCUUCUGGGGGUGUGAAGUCAUCUCUAUUCCUUUGGUGCUGUCUCAAGUGGGUCAUUCCAUUCACUUCCUCCUUAGGCCCUAAAAACUUUCAACUGAACAUAAGAGAGUAUUUGAAGUGUCAGGUUAUACUCCAAAUAAAUCAUUACAGUCCCUAGCUGUCACUACACCCUAUUAAUUUUAAUUGUAUUGGCUUUUCUUUUCUGACUUAAGCACAUCUAGGAAGGUAUUUGAAGCUGCAACUGCUUCUGUAUUUUUCUUUCUAUCAACUGUGUUCUAAUUUCUAUCAUUAGUGUUCUAAUGUGGCCUAGAAAUAAUGGUAUUGUUUAUGACACCUGGACUGAGAUCAGGAGAGUAAUGCCUUGGAUAAUAGAGAACAAUGAUUUUAUAGCAAAGUUUUAUGGGGGAGAGGGAGAAAUCUGAAUGUAUGAAGUUUGGCUUCAGUUUUAGAUUUAUGUUGAAUAUAUUCAAUCUUUAUUGCUUAGGUUAGUGGCCUUUGAACUUUUCCUGAAAGGACC
This is a messenger RNA of Talpa occidentalis (Iberian mole), 4492 nucleotides long. Its product is annotated as STAM-binding protein. Gene Ontology annotation, molecular function: protein binding; metal-dependent deubiquitinase activity; K63-linked deubiquitinase activity. The record is from RefSeq and is a predicted model, not a curated record. Gene Ontology annotation, biological process: protein K63-linked deubiquitination. The coding region runs from base 1029 to 3176 and encodes 715 amino acids. Gene Ontology annotation, cellular component: endosome; cleavage furrow. The transcript is spliced from 11 exons. Lineage: Eukaryota; Metazoa; Chordata; Mammalia; Eulipotyphla; Talpidae.